Molecule: messenger RNA, 448 nt
Organism: Gracilinanus agilis (Agile Gracile Mouse Opossum)
Lineage: Eukaryota; Metazoa; Chordata; Mammalia; Didelphimorphia; Didelphidae
Product: coagulation factor V-like
Exons: 2
Source: RefSeq, a predicted model, not a curated record
GUUCGUUUUAAAAAUCUAGCCUCCAGGCCAUAUUCUCUUCAUGCUCAUGGGCUUUCCUAUGACAAAUCAUCAGAGGGAAAGAGCUAUGAAGAUGAUUCCCCAGAAUGGUAUCAGGAUGACAACGCUGUUCAGCCCAAUGGCAGUUACACCUACGUAUGGCAUGCCACAGAACGAUCUGGCCCAGAAAAUCCUGGUUCUGCCUGCCGAGCUUGGGUCUACUAUUCAGCUGUAAAUCCGGAAAAAGAUAUCCAUUCAGGACUAAUAGGCCCCCUUCUGAUCUGCCGAAAAGGAACACUCCAUAAAGAAAGCAACAGGCCUGUCGACAUGCGAGAGUUUGUCCUACUUUUUAUGAUCUUUGAUGAAAAGAAGAGCUGGUAUUUUGAAAAAAAGCCCAAAAGGAUCUGGACAGGCUUAUCCUCAGAAGGGAAAAACACUCACAGGUUUCAUG